AUGAGUGAUCUUUGCGGUGGCGCUGAUUUUAGGAAAGGGGCUUGUAGGCGAGGAGACAUUCCACCCGAAGACUUGAGUUGUUACUUACUAUCUCGCCCUGGUGCUGGUUCUGUGAGUCGAUCUGGUCUGUCCAAGACCCUAACUCCAGCAAAUCUGGAAGAGCUCUUUUCUGCUGAAAUUUCAUCAUCUCCCCGUGUUGUCCUUUACUGCAUACGUCCCGAGAAGUACAUGGUACUGAAGGAUGGAUCUGUUUUUAUGUGUACUGUUUCAACCGGUACUCCUAUCCUUCCCUAUAAUGAUAAUAUGGAUAAGUAUGUCAUCUGUGUCAAUUUUUUCUCAAUUCGCCACGCUGAAAGCUUGUCACUAUUGAAGGCUCGUUACGGUCAAAGGUUCACCGCCACCAUCGAAGCUUCGCCGCCGCCGUCAAAGUCGAAGGCUCGUCACCUUACAAGGUUUUUCCGCUCUCUAUCUUUGCCGCCAAACUAUUGCAGGCUCUACCAUCACUCUAAGGUUAUUUCCAGGCAUUCCGAGUCUAAAGAUAGAAAGAGCAAACAGAGGGGGAAGAAUGUUCAAGAUUCUCAAGUGAAGACCCUUUUUGAGCAGCUGAAUGAUGUUCCUUUGGAUAGUGAUGAUCUAGCAUCAACAAAUAUUCAUUUUCGUGGAAGGUUUCCUAGACAGGAGAAAAUUAUCGAGGAGGCAGAUUCCCGGGUGCGCAGUAAUGGCAGUGGAAUGAAUAGGGGGAAAAGGCGUAAGUUUCGAAGUGCUCGAAGAACUCGUGUUGCCACAACAUCAAGAGAAAUUGGAGGUGAGAAUGAACUUUCUGUGGCUUCCAACUCAAUAGCUCAGGCUUCAGCCCACCAGAAAUAUCACUUGGAGGGGGCUGAUGAGUUUGGAGAUGAUAAUGUUACUAGGGCUCCAAAAAAUGGGUGUGGCAUUCCAUGGAAUUGGUCCAGAAUUCAUCACAGGGGUAAAACAUUCCUUGACAUGGUUGGAAGAAGUUUGUCUUGUGGUUUAUCAGACACUAGGUUGAAGAAAGGGACAUUUGAUGACAAUGGAAGACAUAUUUCUGAGAUGCCUAUGGCAUCUGAGCAUUUGAGUUCAUAUACUAAGUAUGAUGCAGAGGCACUGCCCUUGCUAGUUGAGGCUUUUGUGUCUCACGCAAGCACUGAAAAUGCUUGUUGGGAUCAUGACUAUUCUGGGGAACUAGGUCUUUUUGGUGAUAACUUAUUCAAGCGUGAUGUUGAUUCUGAUCUCGCAUCCAAAGCUAGAUCUGGUGAUCAGCGUAAGUUGAGAGGGAAUCGCCACAGUCGACACCAAAGUUUAACACAAAAGUACAUGCCUCAAACCUUUAGAGAUAUGGUUGGGCAAAAUUUAGUGGCACAAGCUCUUUCUAAUGCAGUAAUGAAGAGAAAAGUUGGUUUGUUGUACGUGUUCUAUGGUCCCUAUGGCAUUGGAAAAACGUCUUCUGCUUGCAUAUUUGCAAGAGCUCUGAAUUGUAAUUCUUUAGAACACCCAAAACCUUGUGGAUUUUGCAAUUAUUGCAUAGUGCAUGAUAUGGGCAAGAGUAGAAAUAUAAAGGAAGUAGGUCCAGUUAGCAAUUUUGACUUUGAGAGCAUCAUGGACCUACUGGACAAUAUCAUUGUUUCUCAGCUUCCAUCACAUUACAGAGUGUUUAUUUUUUAUGACUGUGAUACUCUGUCGACAGAUUGUUGGAAUGCUAUAUCGAAGGUCAUUGACCGAGCACCUAGACGUGUCGUUUUUAUCCUUGUCAGUUCUAGUCUUGAUGUCUUGCCUCAUAUAAUAAUAUCCAGGUGUCAAAAAUUCUUUUUCCCAAAGCUGAAGGAUGCGGAUAUUAUACAUACUCUGCAGAGGAUUGCAACCAAAGAAGGUCUAGAAAUUGAGAAGAAUGCCCUGAAACUGAUUGCAUCAAGGUCGGAUGGAUCUAUGAGAGAUGCUGAGAUGACCCUUGAACAACUUAGUUUACUUGGACAGAGAAUAUCCGUUCCUCUUGUUCAGGAAUUGGUAAGGCUAAUCUUUGAUGAAAAAUUGGUGGAUCUGCUUGAUUUGGCAUUAUCGGCAGACACAUUUAACAUCGUGAAGAAUUUAAGAGUGAUAAUGGAAGCCGGUGUUGAGCCAUUGGCUUUGAUGUCACAACUUGCUACAGUAAUUACAGACAUACUUGCUGGGACCUAUGAUUUCACAAAAGAAAGGCGAAGAAGGAAGUUCUUCCGUAGACAACCAUGUGGUGAUGCAUUGGAGUCUCUGGUGCUGCAUUCUUUUGGUAUUGGAUGAAGUUGAUGAAUUCUUGUCUUUCAAUUCCCGGGAAGACAUGCACCGAAUAUUGGAGCAUGUAUGGAGGAGAUCAAGUGCAGACCCGAAUAUUUAGCUUUGGCAUUGUUUAGAAUGUUUUUAAUUGCCAAUAAUAACUGUUAAUUCUGAUUGUAGUUAGUAGUGCAUGGUUUGUAUUGUAGAAGUGUCCAAUACUUUAACAAUAGUACCAAAACAUUUUGUUUGUUUGAGUUAAAAUAGUUUACUGAACUAAAC
Messenger RNA from Vigna angularis (adzuki bean), 2544 nucleotides. RefSeq names its product protein STICHEL-like 3. Gene Ontology annotation, biological process: DNA repair; DNA-templated DNA replication. Gene Ontology annotation, molecular function: DNA clamp loader activity; DNA-directed DNA polymerase activity; ATP binding. Bases 1 to 2292 code for a protein of 763 amino acids. Gene Ontology annotation, cellular component: nucleus; DNA polymerase III complex; DNA replication factor C complex. The record is from RefSeq and is a predicted model, not a curated record. The transcript has 6 exons. Lineage: Eukaryota; Viridiplantae; Streptophyta; Magnoliopsida; Fabales; Fabaceae.